Molecule: messenger RNA, 1419 nt
Organism: Agrilus planipennis (emerald ash borer)
Lineage: Eukaryota; Metazoa; Arthropoda; Insecta; Coleoptera; Buprestidae
Product: UDP-sugar transporter UST74c
Exons: 1
Coding region: 347-1348 (333 amino acids)
Cellular component (GO): Golgi apparatus
Molecular function (GO): GDP-fucose transmembrane transporter activity; antiporter activity
Source: RefSeq, a predicted model, not a curated record
UAUUUUUGGGAAUUAUGAUUCUUUUGAAUUUAAGGGCAGAUAUUAAAUUCGAAAGCUCAUUUUCCCAAUUUAGAUUUUUUAACUAUAUGUGGCGCUGAAGGUAUCUUCCUUCGAAUAAUUGUAGGUGUCUCUGCAAGAGAGAGGGGGCACAGUCGCAAAUUUUUGUGGGGACAAUAAGUAAAUAAAAUAUAAUAAAAAUGCAGGUUAUGUAGGUUAUGUAGUCGUUUUUCGAUUAGAUAAAAAGCAGUGACGCAAUUAAUCUCACGGUAAAUUGUUAAUUUCGUUCAAAGUAACGUACAGAACAUGUAGUUGUGAAUUUUCGUGUAUCCAGUGUUAAUUUACAAUAAUGGUUUCUGUCACCCAAUGUCUCGAUGAUAAUAGCAGCGAUGGACAUUCAUUCUUUAAAAGAGUUGGAUCAGCUUUAUUCUACGGAAUAGCUUCUUUUAUGAUAACUGUUGUUAACAAGACAGUUCUAACUUCUUAUGGAUUCCCAUCGUUUCAAGUUUUAGGGUUAGGUCAAAUGACAGCAACUAUAAUAGUGCUUUUCAUAGCAAAACAGCUACGAAUUGUUAAAUAUCCUGAUUUAGAGCCUAAUACAUUUCGAAAAGUAUGGCCUCUCCCACUUAUAUACGUAGGAAAUAUGCUUUUUGGCCUAGGAGGAACCAAAGAAUUGAGUUUACCAAUGUUCACUGCAUUGCGAAGAUUCUCCAUACUUAUGACAAUGGUUUUGGAGUUGUACAUUUUAGGAAUAAGGCCUUCUUUCAGUGUACAGUUUAGUGUGUAUAUGAUGGUCGCGGGGGCAGUUUUAGCUGCAUGUGAUGACUUAGGAUUUAAUCUACAGGGUUACAUAUUUGUCUUACUAAAUGACUUCUUCACUGCAACUAAUGGGGUGUAUAUGAAAAAGAAGCUGGACUCAAAAGAGUUAGGAAAAUAUGGGCUUAUGUUUUACAAUUCAUUGUUCAUGAUUUUCCCAGCACUGUUCUUUGCUUAUUACAGUGGUGAUUUGGAGAAAUCUUACAAUUUUGAAUCAUGGACAAAUGUUGUGUUUCUUGCACAGUUCCUGAUGUCGUGUGUUAUGGGAUUUGUAUUAUCCUACAGUGUAGUGCUGUGCACCUUGCACAAUUCUGCUUUAACAACAACAAUCAUCGGGUGCUUAAAAAACAUUCUAGUGACGUAUUUGGGGAUGGUCAUUGGGGGUGAUUACAUCUUUUCGUGGAUUAACUUUGUUGGAUUGAACUUUAGUGUUAUUGGAAGUUUGCUGUACACUUAUGUGACAUUUAGGAAGAAAGAAACCCCUGCAUAUAUCCCAGUGCCCAUGGAAAACUCGAGAAGUGCUAAUGUUGUAUAGCGAUGGUUUUUCUUUAGGUCAUCUUAUAAAAAAUAAAGUAAGGUUUCCAUUGAAACUUUAGUACUUCAGUA